AUGGCCAGGAUUCCCUUGACUCUCGCUGUGUUGUGCGUCCUGGUGGCACUUGCUGCUGGUCAGUCCCAUCGCCCAUGCCAACUGCGCGACCCUUCGGCUUGUCCCCAAGGCGAGUACUGCGCCCUCGCGUUCGGCCAAUGCGGCGACUUGAGCGGAACGUGCGAGGACGUGCCCACGCAGUGCGGAGAGAUCUACGUGCCCGUGUGCGGCUGCGAUGGCCGCAACUACGGCAACCACUGCAAGGCCAGGCAGCACGCCGUCUCAGUCCGCUCGCUGGGCGAGUGCCCCAGCGGCCCUCAGGAGCCCUGCCCUGAGCUGAGGGAGCUGUGCGCUCAGCUGGAGGAACGCGUCGACCUCUACGCCAGCGAGCUCUACGCGAACGACGGGCUGGGCGCCCCUCUGGACUACGCCCGGGUGAACUGGACCACUGUUGAGCAGUACAUCGCCACCAACAACUUCCGCGUAGAGGACUACAGCCUCUUCUCGUCCGCUGGCGUCUACUCCAACAUCAGGACCUACUGGCGCGCGCUCAACACGGCCAACAGCCUGUUCCCGCUGGUCGAGGCAAGUGUAGACUGGACGACGUGCGACCCGUUCGCCCGGCGCGUGGUGUCGCAGCACCGCGAGGUCUACGGCCGCGCCCGCUGGGGCGGACCCAUCGAGAAGGAGACCAGCACCUCGCUCUACGUGUUCGAGUUCGAGCCCAACGGGCUGCGGCUCACCAAGCACGCCUUCUGGACAUCGGCCAACCUCGCAGACCUCGUCGGCGACGACAGGGCCCAACGCUAG
This is a messenger RNA of Acanthamoeba castellanii str. Neff, 789 nucleotides long. RefSeq names its product Kazaltype serine protease inhibitor domain containing protein. The coding region runs from base 1 to 789 and encodes 262 amino acids. The record is from RefSeq and is a predicted model, not a curated record. The transcript has 4 exons. Gene Ontology annotation, molecular function: protein binding. Lineage: Eukaryota; Discosea; Longamoebia; Acanthamoebidae.